UCCCUGCGUUGUUAGGGGACUGUAGGAAGAUGGCGGCGGCCCCGCUGUACUGUGUCUGCCGGCAGCCCUACGAUGUAAGCCGGUUUAUGAUCGAAUGUGAUAUUUGUAAGGAUUGGUUCCACGGCAGCUGUGUGCAAGUAGAAGAGCAUCAUGCUGUUGACAUUGACCAGUAUCACUGUCCCAACUGUGAUAUUUUACACGGACCUUCCCUGAUGAAGAAACGGAAUAACUGGCAUCGACAUGACUAUACUGAGGCUGAGGACGGCAGCAAACCAGUACAAGCUGGGACUUCUGUGUUUGUGCGGGAACUCCAGGCUCGAUCCUUUCCUAGUGCCGAUGAAAUCAUUGUGAAGAUGCAGGGGAGCCAGGUGACACAGAAAUAUCUGGAGCAGCAGGGUUUCGAUUUCCCUAUCAUGGUGCCUACGUUGGAUGGGAUAGGGCUUAAACUACCCCCUCCUUCCUUCUCUGUUAAAGAUGUGGAACACUAUGUGGGUGGUAAUAAAGUGAUCGACGUCAUUGACGUGGCCCGACAGGCAGACAGCAAAAUUAAACUCUGUGACUUUGUGGAGUAUUACUACAAACCCUAUCGGCCAAAAGUGUUAAAUGUCAUCAGCCUGGAGUUCUCAGACACCAAGAUGGCUGAGUUGGUGGUGGUUCCAGACAUUGCCCAGAAAAUGUCUUGGGUUGAAAACUACUGGCCAGACGACUCUUUAUUCCCAAAGCCUUUUGUACAAAAAUACUGCCUGAUGGGGGUGAAGGACAGUUACACAGACUUCCACAUAGACUUUGGGGGAACAUCUGUCUGGUACCAUGUACUCUGGGGUGAAAAGAUUUUUUACUUGAUAAAGCCAACCAAGGCAAACCUUGCACUAUACGAGGCAUGGAGCUCGUCCCCCAAUCAGAGCGAGGUGUUUUUUGGAGAGAAGGUGGAUAAGUGUUACAAGUGUGUUGUGCAGCAGGGAACAACUCUCUUCAUUCCCACGGGAUGGAUCCAUGCUGUUCUCACCUCUCAGGAUUGCAUGGCUUUUGGGGGGAACUUCCUUCAUAACCUUAAUAUAGGCAUGCAGCUCAGGUGUUAUGAGAUGGAGAGACGGCUUAAGACUCCUGAUCUCUUUAAAUUUCCCUAUUUCGAGGCUAUCUGCUGGUAUGUGGCCAAGAAUCUGCUGGAAACCCUUAAAGAAUUGAGGGAAGACAGCUGCCAGCCCCCAUACUUUUUGUUGGAGGGAGUGAAAGCUUUAACUACUGCACUGAAAUCUUGGCUAAAGAGAGAGGUAACAGAACCUGCUACUGAGAUUCCAGACCAUAUCAGGCCGGGCAAUCUCAUUAAGGAACUGUCUAAGGAAAUCCGCUACCAGGAGGAGGAGCAUGGUGGUAGCAGGCCAAUGAAAACUCAGGGAAUGGGAAGCUCAUGCCCGGUGACGCGGUCGACGCUGGAGAGAAGCUUCCAAGCAAGGAGGAACGCUAGGCGACUCAGAGAUCAGGGGAGCAAGGCGCCCUCAAACCUUGAUAUCCUAGAACUGCACACCAGGGAGGUGCUGCGCAGGCUGGAGAUGGCUCCUUGGGAAGAGGAUGUUGUUUACAGCGCCAAGCUGAACAGCAGAUUUAGCAAGAUCUUCCAACCCUUGUCCACAGUGCCUGAAAGGAGGAACAAUGACAAUAAUAUUCGCUUGGUGCUUUCUAAGGGGCAGAUCAUCAUAGACAAAAGGCAGCCGGUUAAAGAGAAGAGUCUGUUUACUGGUAACAGUGAUGACGACAGAGAAAUUUCAGAGAAAACCAAGAAGGUGAAGAGCGAGGAGGAGCACUGGGGGGAGGAAUCGGAGCAGGAGAGGACCAGCGAGAGUGAUACAGAUCAGAAGCCACUCAACAUGUUUUUUGAAAGUGUGAAAUAUGAACUCAGAAAUGGAGCAUCAGGGCACUCGGACAUGUCAGAUUCUGAAACGGAAUCUGAAGACAGUUGUGCUACAAAGCAGAAAUAUUCUUCCGAGGAAGAAUCGGGUAGCUUGGAAGAAGAUAGUGAAAAGGAGAUCUCCAAGAGGGACAUCCAGAGAGGCUCUGGGGGCAUCAUGGACCUGUACCAGGCCAGCCAAAGACUUGGGGACCAAGAGAAACCACGAGAAUUUCCUACCUUACCAAGUACAGAAGAAGAUGCUAUUCAGGGCAUGCUGUCUAUGGCAGGAUUGCUGUAUCCUCAGUGUUUUCCCAGCCAGACAGAGGGGGCAUUGAGCUCCCAGGAGCCUUGGGAUUCUACGGAGCAGUGGUGGUCGAACCCCAGUACCAGAAUUUCAGACUCUAGUUUUCGCAGUAGAGAGGAGCCGGUUGAUAAGGAUGAGAGUCAGGGGAACUCUUUAGGAGCUGGACUGUCAGCUGCAGCUCCUAGACUCGAUCAUCAGGAUGAAAUGAAAGUGCAGAAACACAUCAGGAAGGAGUGCACAGCAGAGCUGAGUCAGAGAAUCCAGGAGAACAAAAACUUCAUGGACAGUCAGAGCAGCAGCAGCAGCAGCAGCAGCAGCAGUGAUGGUUGGGCUAAUCACAGGCUCUCACUCAGCAAGUUCCCGCCCACCUUUAGUCCUCUCCGUGAUGACGACAGUCCAGAGUUCCAGUACAGGGAGACUUACCUGUCCCCACCUCUCCACCCGUCCAAGAGACCAGCUUCAAACCCCCCACCCAUCAGCAACCAGGCCACCAAAGGCAAACGCCCGAAGAAAGGCAUGGCAACAGCAAAACAGAGACUGGGGAAGAUCCUGAAGUUGAACAGGCACAGGAGCUUUUUUGUUUAGUAAAACUUUCACCACGAGCACGAAGAAGUGUUUGAGAGAGACGCAUGUACUGUAGAAUUACUGCCUGAGGAACAAAGAGUAAAUUACCUUAACUACAUGUUCACAAUUUAGGUGACAGAUUAUUGAAUUUGUGCAAGCAAAGGCAAAGCCACUUAAAUUAAAAUAGCCAGUGUGUUUGGAGAUUCCAGUACAGCAGAAAGCCAAGGAAUAGGAUUGACUGCACAGAUCACAAAGCUGGUCCAGCAAAGGAGAUGUGAUUACCGGAGAUGUACCAUGAAAAGAGAGGAGGGGAGGGGUGCAGCUAGGCUAUGCAGGCAUGGGCUGCCUAUAGCUUACCCUAUAAAAACUGCAGCCAUGAGAAGUGCUCCCUAUUAAAAGCUAUUUAUUCAAAUUGUAAAACAGCAAAGAGCCAUUACAAGCCAAUCUUUGCGAGAUCCUUAGUCGAGCCACCAGGUGUACUAAAGGAAGGUGCAUUUGUAGGUUGGAUUGGAUAUCAUGAUGGGUCCCUGCCUGGUGGAAUCCAAACUCUCUGAUGUGGGACUAAAGUCAAAUGACUGAAUGAAGCACAGCCUCUGAAGAAGGUGCUGUUCCCUUCCCUCUCACAUUCACACCAGCAAUAAUGAAGUUGGAGAAGUGGAUCUGUUAGUGUCUUCCAUAAUGCUUACAUUUGUACAAAAUGCAAUGAAAAGGGGUGAGGAGGGUUCCUGUUUCUAAUGGCAUUUUGGAUCCCCAUUAAAAAAAAAAAAAAAGAAAUAAUAAUUCCAUGCUGCUACAUCAGGUUUGAAAUAUACUGGUAGUUAAAUUCAAUGAUGUUUUAGUGAUUUAUUAGCAUUCAUAGGAAAUAAUUUAAGUGUAGUGCCUCGUGUUUUGUUUUAUUGUUUAACUUUUGUUUUACUUCUAGGGCUAUAACAAGCCUCAAGAUGUCCUUUUUACCUCCCAUUGUUGCAGGUAGUAAAUAUGAGCCAAAUAGUGUUCCACAAACAAACUGUGGAAUAUAAACAAACUGGACGAUGAUAGAGACCAAGGAUUGUUUUAUAGUGGGACACUGCACAGAUGUAAUUUUAAAUACAAAUAUGUAGUGACAAUUCGCCCCUAGUGUGGUAAGAGUUGAUCAGGAGGUUUAUGCUGGGAUGGAAGGAGAAAAUAAUGUUACCUACAAAUAAUGUAACUUCUGAGAGAUAGUACAUACAUACAUCUGGCAGUGCUGUUAAUGAUUUUAAAAACAAACGAGAAAAAAAUGAAAUAGUUUACUUUUGCCUAAAUAGAUAUGUGCAGAUUUAUAUAGUGAGAAAUGAAAGAAAUAAUUUUCCAGUUUAUUUAUUUGUCAAUUUUACACCUUUUUUGAAUUAGCUAUUUAUUAAAUAAGUUGUGAUGUUUUUUUGUUUUAUUUUAAUUGAAUGUGCAGGCUUUUCUAUAAUUUUCUGUUUAGUAAUAAAAAAAAAAAACACCUUUAUCUGUUCCCAUCCAGACGGAAACCUGGCUGAAGUUAAACGUACUGUUUAUUAACCAAAAAUUAAAAAAUACAAGUGUUCUUUAAUUUGAAUGAAAAACAUGAAUCUGCCUAAUGUCACCAGUAUUUUGCUGUUCUUAUAUUUAUACACAAUACCUAUUGUUGAUUAGGUUGCUGUACCAUGCAAGCUGGUACCUUAUGCAAGAGGUCAGAGCAGCUUGUACUGUUGGUUAGUAAAAUCAGAAUAUCUCAUUUUAAUGUGAUGUCAUUUCCAUCUGAUGCAAGCCAGUUCAGAUGGCUGUAUCACAUCGGGGUCUACUGUAUAUUAUAAUUUAAUCUCAAAUAUUUUGUUUUAAGGCUUCAGCGAGGUUUUCUCAUGGAACACACACUGCUAUGUCUCAAGGAUGCGCAAGGAUUACAUUGCUAAUUAAAUUUAUUUAUUUAAUCUUAUUUCUAAAUCGGCAUCGUGCAUUAAUGUGCCUCAGGCAUCAAUACGCUUCCCUCAACUUGUAUCUUUGUUAUAAUACGUAUUAGACCAGGCAUGCCGUGUUGAGUAAUAAUCAGGACCUUUUAUAAGCUUUUUUGUUUGGCUUAUGUCUAUGCUGUAACUGAUUUAAUAAUUUUACUAGGUUUUACCCGUGCUCAAUAUUACACAGAGUAAACAUUUCUCAAGUCAAAAGAUCCUAACUUUGAACUACUGACAACAUGAGGGAGCAUGGGCUAUAAUGUUAGUGGAUCUCACCCUGGCUGCCCAAUCUGUCUUCCAUCAUGGAUGAUUGUUAAUAAAAAUACGGAAAGUGCCGUCAGUGGAAGUGACCUAAACAUAGCUGUUGCUCUUCUUUUACAAUAGAAGAGCUGCCAUCAAAGAUCAUUUAUUUGACUUGAGGGCUGUCCAUCAGAUAAUUUGAACACUCAAUAGUGCUAAAUUUAAUAAUAAUAAUAAUAAUAAUAAUAAUAAUAAUAAUAAUAAUAAUAAUAAUAAAAAUUCAAUGACACAAGCACAAAAAAAUUGUCAAAUAUGGAAAAUGUAUAUACGUAUAUUUUUCAGAAGGUAAACAAAAGUACAGAUUUGUUCAUAUCUAAAUAUUUUCUAGUAUAGUGGUGUUAUUUUGUUCCUUUCAAAUGAGCUAUCUGUUACUAGUUGUGCUAUGAAGUGUCACUCCCUUGUCUUUCGUUUUGGUAACAAGUAGGGCUUCUGAUUUUCUAUUUUAACCGAUACACAGAAAACACCAGAUACACCAAUUUCACAUAUUUAUAUUUUUUUGUAUCUCCAAUAGACACAGGAAAACACUGGAAAUGGUCACUCAAUUCCAUUUCCAUAAUCGCAUAAAUAAAUAAAUAACUCCAACUAUUGAGUGGCAGCAAAUUCCUACAUUUCUAUUACAGGAUUGUACACAAUUGAGAAAUUUAUAAUGAGAUUACAAUUAGAAACUGAGGGUUCUUGUUCAAGAGAUUUAAAGCUCUAUUUGUCCGCAAGUUGCGGUGAAAUGUAAAAAAAAUUCCUAAACACACAAAAACUCCAAAAGAAUAUCAAAGUGACCAUAAGAAUUUUGUUGUGGAAGAAAGCAAAGGUACAAGUGUGCAAGUACUGUUGAGUUACUAUACAUAUUGUGACAAAGAAACGCCCAAGAAUUUUGGGAAAUAAUUUCAUACAGUAUAUAAAAAGUGAAAAUAACAGAUUUCAGGGUAUCACAUAAAACUUGAAAAUAGCUCAAAAUAAACACAGAAAAACAGAAGCCCUAUAUAUGACUGCUAUAAAUGUGCAUUUAAAAACUUUGAAAAAUAGUUCUCCAAACAUUUGUCAUAUAAUUUAAUAACUCACUAUAGUCAUGUCAAGAAAAGUUAUUAUUAUUAUUUUAUUAUUGUACUAAUUUUAUAAAUCUGAAGAAAAUCCGUACUUGCUUUUAUAUUUGACCCAAUUUUGUCAACAAAAACAUUUUUGGAUGAAGUUUUGUAUGUAUACUUUUUUAUAGUGUGAUGAAGAAAAAGUGCUUCAGUUAAGUCCUCAUGAUGCCAUGUGAACUGUGAUAGAAGCACAACUAUUCUAAGAAAUGAGGGCUACAUUUUUACUUGUGCUAAGAGCCAAAUAAGUUCUGUGUGGAGUGAGAAUUGUCUAGAAAUGGAAGGAGAAUUGCCUGCAUUACCAGAGCAAAAUAAAUUAAGCCCAGUGAAAAAUACAAUGUUAAUACAUUAAACCCCAGUUAUGUAUUAUAAAAAAGCCAAUGCCAUGAACUUUUACUUCAGGGGAUAUAUUACUAGAGCAAAUGCUUUAGGCUUCCCAGAUUCAAAUAUAUGUCAUACUGUCUGUUGUGUGUGUUGUUUUAGGUGGUGGUGGUGGUAGUAAUUUUAUAUUGUUUUAUAUCUUAUGCUCCCAUGUUUCUAGACUCAGAAGACAUAGGUAAAGUAGUUCCACCUAGAGAUACAGUGCUCCCCCUUUAUAAUGAUCUGUUUAAGAGACAGUGCUGUUUGUGUUCCACCUUAUAAUGAGAAUACCAGUAUUAAUGUAAUGGCAUUAUGGGACAAAUGGGAGCCGUGACCGUACCGCAUUAUAACCUGUUCUGCAGUAUAAAGGGUUGCUGAUAAACAGGGAAUACUAUAUUAUGUGCAUGAAGUACAUAUAGCAACAAACCACAUUUAACAUUUUCCUCACCUAUUUAUGAUUGCUAACGGUUUUGGUUGGUUCAUCUAAAAGGCUACUGUAGAUUGCUUCCAUACUUUACCAUGUUUUAUCAACACAGAAAUGACAGUUUUCAAGCCAUGCAAUGGUUUUUGGCACUACAUGUACUUUAAUGUUCCAGUUGGUGACCCUGUGUAAUAACCGUGCAACACAUCAAUUAACUGGUUCUGCACUGAAAGCAUUGAUCUGCAUUUGCCCAUGUCCAGUGACUUAAUACACCCUAUACUGUGUGCAUGCACAUAUUAUAUGUGUAAUAAAAGCUAAAAGUAAGCACAAUUUAGUUGAAGAUAAGGCCAUCUCAGCAGGGCUUUUAAAGAAAACCCUGGAGCAUUUAACCUGAAAACAAAGAUUUAUAAACUACCUAUGCAACGUUCUACCACUACAAGGGAGGGCGGGUUAAAACAGCAUAACAAUAUGAAUUUCUGUCCAUUGUUGUACUUUGGGUACUUCAGUACUACUACUAAAGGCAACAAAAUUAGAUUUUUUUUAAAAGAAAAACAUUUUAUAUAUGUGUUAACUAAACCCAUCUAUGUUGAGACUUGCUACAAGUUCACACACAUAUACAUCAAUCCAGCACUAAUUGGUAUAAACAAUAAUUGUUAAAAUAUGGGCAAUAUUACGUUACUAUGGUCGAGAAAAGUACUUUUUCUGUAAAGCCUAAUUACUUAUUUUGACAAACUGUAACCACAUUAAGUAAUAUUUAAACUAAAAGUAAAAAUUCUGUUAUUGGCAUUACUAUACAUGUUUCUGUGCACUGAAAAUGGCGGUUGACAAAGAUGACUCCCAUGGCUGGACACUUUGCUGUUAGUGCCUGGAAAGCAGUUGCCCAUUGUCUAGGUGCAGAGAGACCUGUAAUAAUUCUACAGUGCCUUCCAUGUGUUUACUAAUAAUUGUUUCCUGGAUUGUUCCACUCCCAAGUGAAAUUGGAACCCCCUUGAUGGGCACAAAUGGGAGAAAUGGCUGGGAUUAAAUUGAGAGUUGACCUCACUGCAUGUCUGUCUUGACCUCUGUUCCCUAGCUCAGUUAUAACUUGCGUAUUUUGAUUGCUAAGCAUUAAAACUGCGUUGAAACCUGCAUUGAAGUGUUGAAGCACCCUGCCAGCUUUGUCUGUCUGGCCUUGAAUUUCCUUUGUGGUCACAAACACUAAUUGAUUUUUCUCUUACCACAUUAAGCUAUUUUCCUAUACACCUUGGUCACAUGUUCACAUAUUUUGGUGAAAUAAAUGUACACCAAUAUUUGGCCUGCAGGCAGGGUAUGUAUGCAGUAGUGUACAUUGUACAGUAUUUAUUUGGCUUUUUAUUUUCCUUUUUUUUUAACAAAUGAAUUGUGGUUUGUGUUAAGCAUUCUGUAUCUAACAUUUUGCAGGAAAAAAAAUCUGAAUGCUUUUCUGAAAUGUGAUUUGAUGUUUUAAGGGUAUUUUGAUAUCUUGCUAUGAUUUGAGAAAACUGAUGUCUUCUAGAUCUUGUGUCUUUGUUAUUCAUUGCAAUGCAGCUCUGUAUUUUUUUUUUCUCUUUUUGAAAAUCGCCAUGUAAAUAUUAAAAAAAAAGAAAGAAAAAAUUCUUA
This is a messenger RNA of Polyodon spathula (Mississippi paddlefish), 8467 nucleotides long. It is a transcript of the gene kdm7ab, whose product is annotated as lysine (K)-specific demethylase 7Ab. The coding region runs from base 30 to 2777 and encodes 915 amino acids. The transcript is spliced from 20 exons. NCBI's taxonomy places the organism in Eukaryota, Metazoa, Chordata, Actinopteri, Acipenseriformes, Polyodontidae. The record is from RefSeq and is a predicted model, not a curated record. Gene Ontology annotation, biological process: regulation of transcription by RNA polymerase II; protein demethylation. Gene Ontology annotation, molecular function: transcription coregulator activity; histone demethylase activity.